This is a messenger RNA of Glarea lozoyensis ATCC 20868, 1548 nucleotides long. Its product is annotated as heterokaryon incompatibility protein. Lineage: Eukaryota; Fungi; Ascomycota; Leotiomycetes; Helotiales; Helotiaceae. Bases 1 to 1548 code for a protein of 515 amino acids. The record is from RefSeq and is a predicted model, not a curated record. The transcript has a single exon.
AUGUUGCAUAUUCACCUCCCACUAUUCCCUCCACAGAUAGAUGCUUUCAUUGACAUAAACUUCGAAGUGACCUGUAUCCAAGGUCUGUACGCCGUUCGACAUCUUGCAUUUGACUUGGCUAAGAUUUGUCGAGAUGAACAGCUUAAGGCUCAGCUGACUUCGCCUUUGCUGCCAAUCGAGAAAGAUCGCAGCCAUCUAUUUCCUCUUGCCAAAGGAUGGUUAGGCAUCUGCCGCGAGACUCAUAUUCAAUGUCAGGGGGUGCCAAUAGGACUUUGGGCUAGUCCAUCCAUAAAUAUGCGGCUUCUCAACAUUGUUUGUGCACCAACCGGGGAAGAUGUUGUAAGGUUGUGUGAAUUAUCCGAAUUGAGAAAAAGCAUCGGUUCUGUUGAAUACUCAACCCUAAGUCAUUGCUGGGGCUCAAGAAGAUUCUUGACGCUGACCAAAGAGACAAGUGCUGACCUGAAAAAAGGCAUUUCGCGCUCAAGAUUGUCUCGAACUUUCCAGGAUGCCAUUCAAGUGAGUGCAAAAAUAGGCGUAGAAUACAUCUGGAUCGACUCGUUGUGUAUAUUUCAAGACUCAGUUCUAGAUGUAAGUGCAGUAAUCUAUGGUUUUAUCAAGUCCGAUGAACACGCUAGAAAUCAAGGAUUUUGCCCCGAGAGUCGCGAUUUCAUCCUCAAAGAACUUGUUCAAAGUGCAAUCAAUAAUACUGACAGAAUUCAUCAUCAGUGGCAAGAGCAGUCCACUCUUAUGACAGAGAUAUAUCAAAGGGGCGUUUUCAAUAUCGCCGCCUCCGCUGCCGGUGACGGAUUUCUAGAUUAUUUCUCGAUCCCUCGCCCGCCGACCUUCACUCCGCCAUGGGGUAACCAAGAAAAGAUAGAGUUACAUGUUGCACGGAGAAACAGCUUAUACGAACACUUAAGUGGCGCACCGCUGAACCAGAGAGGCUGGGUUCUUCAGGAAAGACUUCUUUCUCCCCGGAUACUGCACUUCACCCGGUAUCAGAUGUACUGGGAAUGCUACCAAACAUUGGCCUCCGAGGAAUACCAGCAUGAACUCCCGUCCGAUUUGGAAGAUUUUCGUUCUACCCAGAAUAUGGCAGGCGACUGGCUGCGUAUGGACGCAGAGUCUUGUAAUCGCCAAUAUUUACAUGAUAGAUUCUACCACGUUGUCCAAGAAUACUCGGGCUGUGCUCUCACAAAGCCGCAGGAUAAGCUAAUAGCUAUAUCAGGAAUAGCGAGAAUUCUGCAACAAAAGUUGGAAGACGAAUACGUGGCUGGCUUUUGGCUCAAGUCUCUUCCACAGGCACUGUUAUGGUAUAUUUCUGAUUUUGGGGGCUCACCUCAAUCACCCGAAUUCCAAUACCGAGCCCCUUCAUGGUCGUGGGCUUCUGUCGAUAAGACAGUGAGAUUUGACAGAGUUGAGAAAUUUGAACGAUCUCAUAAGUCUGGGUUGAGGUGCAAGCUUCGUGAUUACUCCAUUGACCUGGCCACUUCUGACCCUUUUGGGCAAGUCUCGGGUGGAUGGAUUAGAUUAUCAGGGCUUUUGUAA